Messenger RNA from Cylas formicarius (sweet potato weevil), 558 nucleotides. RefSeq names its product large ribosomal subunit protein uL14 (gene RpL23). Gene Ontology annotation, molecular function: structural constituent of ribosome; large ribosomal subunit rRNA binding. Gene Ontology annotation, cellular component: cytosolic large ribosomal subunit; ribosome. The transcript has 3 exons. The record is from RefSeq and is a predicted model, not a curated record. Gene Ontology annotation, biological process: translation. NCBI's taxonomy places the organism in Eukaryota, Metazoa, Arthropoda, Insecta, Coleoptera, Brentidae. Bases 92 to 514 code for a protein of 140 amino acids.
GUCAUUUCGAUCUAGGGGAUUUCAGAUUUGCCAGGUCGUUUUUAGUUACUAAACGCUAUUAGUUCCUUUUUGUUCUUUUUCGUCCUUCAAAAUGUCGAAGAGAGGACGUGGUGGUUCCGCGGGAGCAAAAUUUAGGAUAUCGCUGGGUUUGCCCGUAGGAGCGGUAAUCAACUGCGCGGAUAAUACAGGAGCCAAAAAUCUGUAUGUAAUCGCCGUUCAAGGUAUUGGUGGACGCUUAAACCGUCUGCCGGCUGCAGGUUCUGGGGACAUGAUAGUGGCAACAGUUAAGAAAGGUAAACCGGAACUCCGUAAAAAGGUUAUGCCUGCUGUGGUAAUCAGGCAACGGAAGCCGUUUCGCAGGAAGGAUGGAGUGUUUAUUUAUUUCGAAGAUAACGCGGGAGUUAUCGUGAACAAUAAGGGCGAAAUGAAAGGCUCCGCUAUUACUGGACCUGUGGCCAAAGAAUGCGCAGACCUCUGGCCUAGGAUAGCCUCAAACGCGAGCAGUAUUGCUUGAAUAUUAUGAAUAAAGCUACAAAUAAAUUUUUUGUUUUUAUUAUA